AUAUCCAGAAAGAAACUUGGCAUGCAUGAGAAACAAAGGAAAAGAAAUGAAUUAUUAUUUUGUAUUGAUUAUUUUCCAUUCCAAGUUUCCAUUCCCUUUCAGUGUUACACAGUGCCAAAUCCCCUGCAGUGCAACUCUUACUUUAAGCUAAUGAACAGAUUAAUAUGAUGAGUUGAUGAGUUGAGGCAGGUAUAUUAGGAGCAGGAAAAACAUGAUAUGUAGCUCAUGAGUAGUUGAGUUAUUCCCAUAAUUGUGGAACACUGUUUUAAGUAAAAGCAAAGGGGAACUGUAAAACGCCUGUAUCGAUCACUGAUCCCCACUGAUUGGUAGUAACUCUGAAGGAUUACACAACAAACAGGUAGGAGUGGUGAGGUAUGACUGACUCUGCAGUCUGGGAAGAGUAAGUAUGCAGCCAAAACACUGACAGACGAGUCACGCAGGGUGGUGGCAGUGACAGGCAAAGCUGAUCCUGAUGUCACCGAGGCUACAGUCAUAUCAGGGGCUGUAUGGAGUGCUAUGGCUGCAGACUUGGGUUGGAUGUCAGGCCACACUUCCUCCUUAGACAUCACCAUUAUCUCCAUCCUCUUCCUCAUUGGCUACAUCGCACUCUACACACUCUGCACCACCUGUUUCAGUGAGACUCCAGAGUGUCCAGAGGAGAAAGAAAUACCCUCAUCUCUCUCACUGAGUGUGAAUCUAGGAGAUCACCAGAGAACCAUGAACAAUGUGGAUGUUCUAAGCUCUAUGGCACACAGCAGUAUGCCACAGGUUCCUGCUGGGCCUCAGCACAAGAACCACACCAUUGUGUACAGCCAACAAACUAAUAUUUAUUCCCAUAACAGAGCCAAAUCGGACAGUUACUUUAGCCAGCAAAUGACGCCCAGGAUUCCAGAUACCCCUGCGUUCUCUGUCAGAUCCACAGGUGCAGUGUCUCCAGGACUUCCUGCACUUCCACCAAUUCCACCAAUUUUCUAUUUGACCACAGUCCAGAUGGAACCACCAAAGGAGUCUUCUUCAGGACAGCAACCUAAGACAGUCAAAACUGUGUGGGACUUUGUUACACUUCCAGAAGAUCAGCCAAAUAUGAACAGUGGGUUUACUGAGAUAGACAGUGAGGAGCAUCCCUAUGCCUGUUUAGACAAUGUUAGAGUCAGUGGACCUUCAUCACCCUCCCACUGUGAUGAAGCUGAUGAGGACCGAUGGGAGAGUGAGAGUCCCUACCACAUGGUGACAGAAUGGAUAGAACCUACUCCUACUUGUGACUUAGCCACGCUCCUUCCUGUGACAGACAGUGAAAAGGCAGAGGAGUUGGAAUUUCUUUUCCCACCUCUCCCAGCUGUCCAGGAUGACCAGCCAUUAAUUAACACAGACAGAACUGCCAUCUAUGCAGCGGUGAACAGGAAAAACAAAAGUCAGAAAAGCAACAAAGAAGCUCCUGUUGUACAAGACACAAUGGUGUUAGAUGAGGACGAGGCCCCGCCUGUUCCAGAAAAAAUAUUUGACUAGCAAAUAGAAGUUGGACUAAGUAAUGUAUGUUAAUGUAUAUAUAUUGGCAGUAAAUAAAUACAAAUACUUA
This is a messenger RNA of Pangasianodon hypophthalmus (striped catfish), 1576 nucleotides long. RefSeq lists its product as uncharacterized. The transcript has 6 exons. The record is from RefSeq and is a predicted model, not a curated record. Lineage: Eukaryota; Metazoa; Chordata; Actinopteri; Siluriformes; Pangasiidae. Bases 517 to 1506 code for a protein of 329 amino acids.